Molecule: messenger RNA, 944 nt
Organism: Amorphotheca resinae ATCC 22711
Lineage: Eukaryota; Fungi; Ascomycota; Leotiomycetes; Helotiales; Amorphothecaceae
Exons: 1
Coding region: 123-653 (176 amino acids)
Molecular function (GO): molybdenum ion binding; pyridoxal phosphate binding; catalytic activity
Source: RefSeq, a predicted model, not a curated record
AGUGAGCCUUAUAUACCUAUAUAUACGCAUACCUCGAUCGAUAUUAUCAACGAGGAAUAGCAUCAAGCAUCAAGCAUCAAGCAUCCAGCAUCUAUCCAUAAUCACCAACCGAGCCAUCAAAAAUGUCCGUCCUCUCCGUCUCCAUAUCCGACACGCACACCUUCGGCAAGACGCCCACCGACUACAUCUAUCUCCUGCGGCAACACGGCGUCCAAGGAGACGCGCACUGCAGUCCGCGGCCCUCAACCAGCAACCUCCGCCAAGUGCACCUCGUGGCCUCCGAGCUAUUCUCCGACCUAGCCACGCCCUCCUCACGCUACCCAUCCUUCCAGCUCUCACCAGGAAGUCUAGGCGAGAACAUCACGACGCAAGGCGUAGAUCUGGUGCGUUUGGGCGAAGGCACGAGAUUGCAUUUCGGCGAUCAUGAAGGACAUGCUGUGGUCCGCAUUACAGGGUUGAGGGAUCCGAGGAAGAGAUUGGGGGAGUGGCCGCAGGGACUCCUGGAGAGGUGCAGUUUGAAGGAUAAGAAGGGGAAGGUGGUCGGUAAGAAGGUGGGCGUUAUGGGCGUUGUUGAGGAGGAGGGCUAUGUGAAACCGGGUUAUGUCAUUUAUGUCGAGCCGCCUAAGACGUUUAAGAUGUUGGGGAAUGUGUAGAGGUGCCGUGCUGGCUUGGGGAUAAUAGGCUGGGGGGAAUCUUCGCUCUUCGUGGAUGGGGGCUUUUGUGGAGGUAUUCUUUGGGCAUGGCUCGAUCAGCAGGGCAAAUUUUUUUCUUUUCAUGAUUGUAGUCUCGCCUGAAUAUACUUUUGAGUUCUUCUGCCACUGCUUUUGCUUUUCAUAUGGCUAGUAAUGUUGUGAUGUCGGGUAGCCUCUGUCCCGUGUUAUAGCAGCCAACCCAUUUCAUCCCGUUCAUGUUCAGAGCUCCUUUCCCUCCGCCGUAUGACACAG